GCCUAGUCAGACGUCUGGAAUAAGCGAGUGGGCAGCCCUCCCGAGCCCUUUAUAAGACGAGCGUUUCCGAGUUGUCAGUACACCAGAUCGUCCCCAGUCGGAUAGCUCCACAGAGCAAACGUACCUGAAUCUUUUACCCAUUUACUCGUCCAAAGAAACCCUAAUCAAUCAACAUGUGUGACGAUGAUGUUGCCGCUUUGGUUGUGGACAACGGAUCCGGUAUGUGCAAGGCUGGAUUCGCCGGAGAUGACGCCCCUCGUGCCGUCUUCCCAUCUAUCGUCGGCCGCCCGCGCCACCAGGGUGUCAUGGUGGGUAUGGGUCAAAAAGACUCGUACGUCGGUGACGAAGCCCAGUCCAAACGUGGUAUUUUGACUUUGAAAUACCCGAUUGAGCACGGAAUCAUCACCAACUGGGACGACAUGGAGAAGAUCUGGCAUCACACCUUCUACAACGAAUUGCGUGUCGCCCCUGAGGAGCACCCCAUUCUCCUGACUGAAGCUCCCCUCAACCCCAAGGCUAACCGUGAAAAGAUGACCCAGAUCAUGUUCGAGACCUUCAACUGCCCGGCCAUGUACGUCGCCAUCCAGGCUGUGCUCUCCCUGUACGCUUCCGGUCGUACCACCGGUAUCGUUUUGGACUCUGGUGAUGGUGUCUCUCACACCGUUCCCAUCUAUGAAGGUUACGCUCUGCCCCACGCCAUCCUCCGUCUGGACUUGGCCGGCCGUGACUUGACUGACUACUUGAUGAAGAUCUUGACUGAGCGCGGUUACAGCUUCACCACCACCGCCGAGCGUGAAAUCGUUCGUGACAUCAAGGAGAAAUUGUGCUACGUCGCCCUAGACUUCGAACAGGAAAUGGCCACCGCCGCUGCCUCCACCUCCUUGGAGAAAUCCUACGAAUUGCCCGAUGGCCAGGUCAUCACCAUCGGUAACGAACGUUUCCGUUGCCCCGAAGCCCUCUUCCAGCCCUCAUUCUUGGGUAUGGAAUCCUGCGGCAUCCACGAGACGGUCUACAACUCGAUCAUGAAGUGUGACGUCGACAUCCGUAAGGAUCUGUACGCCAACACUGUCCUCUCCGGUGGCACCACCAUGUACCCCGGUAUUGCUGAUCGUAUGCAAAAGGAAAUCACUGCCCUCGCCCCAUCCACCAUCAAGAUCAAGAUCAUCGCUCCCCCUGAGCGCAAAUACUCCGUCUGGAUCGGUGGCUCCAUCUUGGCCUCUCUAUCCACCUUCCAACAGAUGUGGAUCUCCAAGCAGGAAUACGACGAGUCCGGCCCUGGCAUUGUCCACCGCAAAUGCUUCUAAGUCAUCUGUCUAGCACUAUACGACGGGAGAAGGAGGCAAACCUCGCUCUCCACCUUAUGUAGGCCUAAUGCCAUGAAUUUACUGGGCGCUGCUUUUUUUACUUCUUGUUGUUCUUGAUUUGUUGCUAUAUUAUUUUGAAAUUCGUUUUUUUUUUUUUUUUUUUGUUGACCAAAUUUUUACUGUCAACCUAACUUUUUUGUUGUUUCAGUUCGAGGGAUUGUAUCUUGGAAACGAUGAGAUUGUGUCAAACCAACAUGCAGUUGAUUUGUGAAUGCAAGUUCAGCUAUCCGAAA
This is a messenger RNA of Daphnia magna, 1597 nucleotides long. RefSeq names its product actin, muscle. The transcript has 7 exons. NCBI's taxonomy places the organism in Eukaryota, Metazoa, Arthropoda, Branchiopoda, Diplostraca, Daphniidae. The record is from RefSeq and is a predicted model, not a curated record. The coding region runs from base 174 to 1304 and encodes 376 amino acids. Gene Ontology annotation, biological process: mitotic cytokinesis.